AUGAGCGGCGUAAAUGAGCAAUCGCGAGCCCUGGUUAGCAAGAAAACCUCGACGGUAGCUCUCAGACCUCAGUUGGGAUUGCUCUCUGGAGUUUCCAUCAUUGUCGGUGGCAUAAUCGGUUCGGGAAUAUUCGUGUCCCCAACUGGAGUCGUCCGUUACGCUGGCUCUCCAGGAUUGAGUCUCAUCGUUUGGCUGCUAACGGGAGUUGUGUGCACCAUUGGAGCGUUAUGUUACGCAGAGCUCGGUACCCUGAUUCCGAAGUCUGGGGCGGACUACGCUUACAUACGCCACUGUUGGGGGGAUCUGCCGGCGUUCAUGUUCCUCUGGGUUUCACUCGUGAUGGUUUUCCCGAUGUCGAACGCCAUCGGGGCCAUUACGUUCUCGCAUUACUUCCUGCAACCGAUAUUCAGCAGAAUAGGCUGCUCGGCUGAGAUGCUUCCUGACUCUGCAGUGCAGCUGCUGGCAGCUGCUGUGAUGUGUGAGUAUUUUUCUUUGCCUACCACAAAUCGUGCGCAAAUAUGUCCUCCAUCCCAUUCGAAGCGGAACGGAAACAGUGGAAUCGAGUACAGUAGACUCAGUGAGAUAAUUAAAAUCAUUCUCGGUAAAAAUGAAAGGUAUCCACCCCCGUGGCGACAUGCCGAGACAUUCAUUUCCCUAUACCGAUACGCUUUAUUUCCCGUGAGAACUUCGAGUCCCGGUGUAUGA
Galendromus occidentalis (western predatory mite) is the source of this 705-nucleotide messenger RNA. Its product is annotated as putative L-type amino acid transporter 1-like protein MLAS. The record is from RefSeq and is a predicted model, not a curated record. Lineage: Eukaryota; Metazoa; Arthropoda; Arachnida; Mesostigmata; Phytoseiidae. The coding region runs from base 1 to 705 and encodes 234 amino acids. Gene Ontology annotation, biological process: amino acid transmembrane transport. The transcript has a single exon. Gene Ontology annotation, molecular function: L-amino acid transmembrane transporter activity. Gene Ontology annotation, cellular component: membrane.